AUGGCUACAAAUUAUCCUCAGACGACUUCAAAUAUUCCACUUGGAAAUCCGAAUGAUCUUCCUCCGCCUUAUUCCGCUGUUGUAGGCAAUCCCCAAUAUGGAUUCGUACUACCUUCUGGACAACCAAACCUUGGACCUGAAGGGUCAUUUCCACAACCAAAACAAUUUACUGCGCCUGGUGUUUACCCACACCCAACAGUUGUCACUACAGCUCAGCCUCAAGUAGGAAAUGUCCCCCCUCCUCCGCCCGGUAUAUCAGUACCUGUAGGAGUAAUAAUGCCUCCUGCAGUUGGAACUGAACCUACUACUGUCACUUGUUUUAGUUGUGGAAAAGUUGUUACAACAAGAGUUACAUACACUACAGCUUGGCAUACUCAUUUUGUGGCUGGGUCUAUUUGUAUAAUAACAAUGGUGUGCUCACUGUGCUGUCUUGGACUUGUACCUUACUGCUUUGAUACAUUUAAGGAUGCUGAGCAUUAUUGUCCCAAUUGCAGUACUUUUAUUGGCAAAAGCAACAAAUGU
Messenger RNA from Brenthis ino (lesser marbled fritillary), 522 nucleotides. NCBI's taxonomy places the organism in Eukaryota, Metazoa, Arthropoda, Insecta, Lepidoptera, Nymphalidae. The record is from the annotation of a GenBank genome assembly.